Messenger RNA from Suillus subaureus, 405 nucleotides. RefSeq lists its product as uncharacterized. The coding region runs from base 1 to 405 and encodes 134 amino acids. The transcript has 5 exons. The record is from RefSeq and is a predicted model, not a curated record. Lineage: Eukaryota; Fungi; Basidiomycota; Agaricomycetes; Boletales; Suillaceae.
AUGUCUGUCCACGGCAUCGUUCAAAACGUGAAGUGGCCUGAGCUCGUGCUGACGCCGAAGGAUGGCGGGCUCGUCGGCGAGAAAUAUGGCGGUACCGCGACUCAGAGGUGGAUCGGGAAGUACAAAUGGGACCCAAAGACGCAAGGGUAUCUGGGGACGGUCAAGAACGAUGGCAGUGGCGAUUACUUGGCAUGGAACACGGACACGAAGGCCGUCAUGAGCCCCAAGGAGCACUGGUGGCAAGUAGUCUUCCAAGGCGGUCAUGUCGGAUUCCAAGUCCCCCAUACUGCGCAGAGCCCUGCAGCUUUCCGUACUUUGCAACUCGAAGCUGAUAAAUCGGUCAUCCUCAAGAACCAGGAAGGGACUCUCAUCGAUGCACAGCUGUGGGAUAUCUUGGAAGGAUGA